Molecule: messenger RNA, 4809 nt
Organism: Angiostrongylus costaricensis
Lineage: Eukaryota; Metazoa; Nematoda; Chromadorea; Rhabditida; Metastrongylidae
Source: the annotation of a GenBank genome assembly
UGGUUAGUUUUAGAUGAUCCGAUGGAAGAAGAUUCUUUGCUGACGAAUGAUGUCGAUGAUACGGAAAUUGUAGAGGGAAUAGACGACGAACAAGAGGAAUACGGUGGUGUGAUUUCAGAUAAGGCAAAAAAGAGUAAGAAAAGCCGAUCGCGCAAGUCGAAAAGCGGGUCCAGGAAAAGGAUGGAGUAUCCAGACCCUGCCAUCACGUCAUCGGCAGAGAUGUGUGCCGCUUUGGACGUACAGGAUGUCACUAUAGAGUAUACUGAGGAGGAUUACAAUACAAUCACCAAUUUAAAGAGUUUCAUCCAUCGAGUACGACCAACAAUCCUGGAGGCAAAUCCGAAAUGUAAUGCAACUAAAGUCUAUCCACUAAUUCAAGUGAAAUAUCGCGAAUUUCAUGAGGAGCUUACAGCACAAGGUCGUUCUCAAGCUGUGAAAAAGCCAGUUCCAUCUGAGCAGGACAAGCUCGUAGCACCGAUUAAAAUUCGAAUCUCUGCACGAAAGAAGCGAAAGAACGACUCAGAUGAGGAAGGUGCUGUUGAUAGUGACCAAGAAUUCGAGUCCCUCUUAAAACAACACGAGCAUCAGCUAGACGAGGAGGACAAAGAGAAAGAGGAAAGGAAAGCUAGUCGAAGAGCGCUCUUGAGAAAGCACAAGCAUCAAGGAAAGUUAAACUAUUGCGAAGUAUGCAGACAAGGUGGAGAGAUAAUUCUGUGUGACACAUGCCCUCGUGCUUACCAUACUGUAUGUGUUGACCCCGAAAUGGAACAACCUCCAGAGGGUGAUUGGAGUUGUCCAUAUUGCGAAGAGCAUGGCCCACAGGUGAUUCAAAAAGAAGAGGAGCCGGUGAAGGUUAAUAUGGAGUACUGCAGAGUGUGUAAGGGUGCGGGAUCAUUACUUUGUUGCGAUAAUUGUCCGAGCUCUUUCCAUGCAUAUUGCAUCAAUCCUCCUUUAAAUGAGGUACCUGAGAACGAAUGGCUUUGUCCCAGAUGUACCAUUCCUGAACCAAAACAACGCCCGGAAAAGAUAUUAUGCUGGAGAUGGAUUGAAGUACCAUAUCCUGAUCCAGUUGAUGUGAAAAGCAGCGAAGACCAGACUAGUGAAACUAUUCUUCUUCGUCCACUUCGCAAAAUGGAACCUCGUCGUGAAAGAGAGUUCUUUAUCAAGUGGAGGUAUAUGUCGUAUUGGCACUGUGAAUGGGUCAGCGAGAUGCUUAUGGAUGUUUACUUCGCAGCGGUAACUUUCAUGCUGUUACUCAAGCUGGAUCGCCUAAAUGGUCUCCUUAGUGUUUGGGUUUUAGUUAUUGCGCAUGUACUGGCGGAAACGAAGAACCCACAUGGUGUGGAAGUGAACGCGUUAGCCCCAGGAAAGGGUAGUAACACCUGCGGUCCGGAGUUUUGUAAACAUCUCAGCAUCAUUUUAAAAUUAUUCGCUGAUUGUUUUUUUAGAGAAAAGAUGCUUGGUGAGCCGAUUCCAAAACAUAUAGCGAAGAAAAUCGCCGCGCAACGGGAGAAGAAGGGCCUGCCACCGCUCGAGAGCACAGAUGAACCGUUGAAAUUACGAUACACAGUUACUGUUCAACCGGACUUCAUCACAGAGACCGGUGGAUCUCUUCAUCCUUAUCAGCUCGAAGGUAUCAAUUGGCUACGACAUUGCUGGUCAAAUGGCACGGAUGCUAUUCUUGCUGAUGAAAUGGGUCUUGGAAAAACCGUGCAGUCGCUUACCUUUCUCUAUACCCUUAUGAAGGAGGGUCAUUCUAAGGGACCAUUUCUGAUUGCGGCUCCUCUUUCGACCAUCAUCAAUUGGGAGCGUGAGGCGGAGCAGUGGUGUCCAGACUUUUAUGUCGUUACUUACGUAGGAGAUCGUGAUUCCAGAAUGGUUAUCCGUGAACAUGAGUUUUCAUUCGUCGAAGGAGCUGUAAAGGGUGGUCCGAAGGCGUCACGAAUCCGUUCACAAGAGAAUAUGAAGUUCCAUGUCCUUCUUACUUCUUAUGAGUGCAUAAACAUGGACAAAUUAAUUAACGCUGGUUCAGGCGAUCUUGAAUUGUUUCAUUUACUCAAUUUUCUGGCUCCAGAUCGUUUCUUUGACCUGGAGUCGUUCACGCUUGAAUUUGCUGAAAUUUCGAAGGAAGAUCAAAUCCAGAAGUUGCAUUCACUUUUGGGGCCACAUAUGUUGCGCCGUCUGAAGGCUGAUGUUCUCACGGGAAUGCCAUCAAAGAGCGAGCUGAUCGUUCGAGUUGAGCUAAGUCCUUUGCAAAAAAAGUAUUACAAGAAUAUCCUAACACGGAAUUUUGACGCUCUUAAUGUCAAGAAUGGCGGAUCGCAAAUGUCGUUGAUCAAUAUCAUCAUGGAGCUUAAGAAAUGUUGUAAUCAUCCAUAUUUAUUCGCCAAGGCCAGUUUGGAAGCACCAAAGCUCAAGAAUGGAAUGUAUGAGGGAACUCAACUGAUAAAAAGUGCUGGUAAAUUUGUGCUUCUGCAGAAAAUGAUGAGGAAGUUGAAAGAGGACGGCCAUCGGGUUUUGAUAUUCUCACAAAUGACCAUGAUGUUGGAUAUUCUUGAAGAUUUUUGCGAGGUUGAGUCGUACAAAUACGAACGUAUUGAUGGUUCCAUCACAGGGCAAGCAAGACAAGAUGCUAUUGAUAGAUUUAAUGCCCCGGGUGCUCAACAGUUUGUAUUUCUUUUGUCAACUCGUGCUGGCGGACUGGGGAUAAACCUUGCAACAGCAGACACCGUUAUCAUUUAUGACUCAGAUUGGAAUCCACAUAAUGACAUCCAGGCGUUCUCUCGCGCUCAUCGUAUAGGGCAGCAGAAUAAAGUUAUGAUCUAUCGCUUUGUAACGAGAAAUUCUGUGGAAGAACGGAUAACGUCCGUUGCGAAAAAGAAAAUGUUACUGACACAUUUAGUUGUCAGGGCUGGACUCGGUCAAAAAGGGCCAAGUAUGAGUAAAUCAGAACUUGACGAUGUCCUUCGGUGGGGGACGGAGGAGUUGUUCAAAGAUGAUGAACCAACAGGUGAAGCAACCGAGGGAGAAGGUAAGAAGGCCAAUGAGAAUGAGAUCGUAUGGGACGAUGCCGCUGUAGAUGCUCUUCUUGAUAGAUGUAGAGACAGUGAUCUAAAGAAGAAAGAACAUUGGACUAACGAGUAUCUCAGCUCAUUUAAAGUUGCCACAUAUACCACAAGAGAAACCGAUGACAAAGACGAAGAAGAGGAAGAAGAGAUGGAGGUUAUCAAAGAGAAUGACAAAGAACCUGAUCCUGAUUACUGGGAAAAGUUGCUGCGGCAUCAUUAUGAACAAGAUCAGGAGAUGGAGGCACAGAAACUCGGUAAAGGGAAACGACUUCGUAAACAGGUCAACUAUGCGAGUGAGAAUAUGGGGCAAGAUUGGCAGAAUCGUGGAGGAGAAAAAGCCUCUGGUGAGCACUCAGAUGACGAUUUUGAGGAGAAGAAGAAAAAACGUGAACGAGAUUCGGAGAAACUUCCCCCGCUUCUUGCUAAGGUCAAUGGUCAGCUUGAAGUACUUGGCUUUAAUCCUCGACAACGUCGCGCGUUCUACAAUGCUGUAAUGCGCUGGGGAAUGCCUCCACAAGACGCCUAUCAGUCCCAGUGGCUUACUCGCGAUCUAAAGGGAAAGUCCGAGCGUGCUUUUAAGACGUAUACAUCCUUGUUUAUGAGACAUCUUUGCGAACCAGGAGCAGACACUCAGGAGACGUUUAACGAUGGUGUUCCUAGAGAGGGCCUUAAUAGACAGCAUGUACUUACACGUAUCGGAAUUAUGAGUCUAAUCCGUAAAAAAGUUCAGGAAUUUGAGCAAGCCAAUGGUGAAUGGUCGAUGCCUGAGAUGCGCACAAAAGUAUUAGAAGCUACAGACGCCGAAAAUGCAUCUUCGACUGCACUUGAUUCAAAAGAAGAAUCUAAUGCAACGUCCACUGUUGAGGAAGAGAACGAGGAGCCCAAAAGGACCGAACGGCCAACAUUUAAAUUUAACCUGGCUGAUGGUGGUUUCACAGAAUUGCAUACCUUAUGGUUAAAUGAAGAAAAAGCGGCUGUUCCUGGUAAUGAAUAUGAGAUUUGGCAUCGACGCCAUGACUAUUGGCUGCUAGCUGGAAUCGUGUACGGUUAUGGUCGAUAUCAGGAUAUCCAAAUGGAUCCACGUUUCGCCAUCAUCAAUGAACCUUUCCGUCAAGAGCAAGGAAAAGGGAACUUCCUUGAAAUCAAGAAUAAGUUCCUCCAAAGGCGUUAUAAGUUAUUGGAGCAAGCACUGGUAAUAGAAGAGCAGCUUCGACGUGCUGCUUACAUGAAUCUGCAAAACAGUACUACCGAUGGAACUGCUCAAUUAGCGCAACGUUUCGCUGAUAUCGAAAACGUAGCCGAUUCACAUGCGAAUGUUGCAAAAGAUUCUGCAGCAGGCAACCGUAAUGCAAAUGCAGUUCUGCACAAGGUUCUUAAUCAAUUGGAAGAAUUGCUAUCGGACAUGAAGGCAGAUGUCUCUCGGCUGCCGGCAACCCUUUCACAACUUCGUCCCGUUACGCACAGAUUAGCUAUGACCGAAAGACAAAUUCUUUCACGUCUAACUUCGAAAGAUCCUGAUGCUUUGGCAGGUCGCUCACCUUUACCUCCCCCUGGGCCAUUCGUCACUCCUACUUUAGGGCAGCAGUUAUCAGGAAUACAACCGAAAUUCGCUGCGUUGCAUCAGCCUGGGAAGGUGAAAUCCCCACCCAUUGAAGCUGGAGAGUUUUCGUCAAAACGAGCAAUGGAAGAGGAAACACCAAUGGAUCUCUCGGCACCACCAACCGCAGAAAAGGCCGAAUAA